AUGUUUCGCUCCUUCACCGCCGCUCCUGCUCCUACCGCCUUCACGGAGUCGCACUUUGUCACCAACGUGAGCGCGAGUCGUCGCCACUUGGUCGACCGUCUCCGCGCCUACCACCUCGACAAGUACAUUGCCUUGCCGCAGAUCGCGGUCAUGGGUGACACGUCGAGCGGCAAGUCGUCCGUCUUGUCGGCCAUCUCGGGCAUUACGUUUCCGUCGUCGAGCACGCUCACUACGCGCUGCCCGACGCAGCUCGUGCUCUCGCAGGCGCCCACACUCUCGGGCUCGGCGCGCCUCAUGCGCUACAACGGGGCGCCCGAGCCACCGACGCCAAUUGCGAGCAUGGCGGAUGUCACUGCCGCAAUUGCAUCGCUCACGCAGCAACUCGUCGAUGAGGGCCAGAGCAUCAGCGACGACUGGAUCGAGAUCACGCUGCAAGGCCCCAUGCUGCCGGACUUGACGCUGGUGGACCUCCCGGGGCUCAUCCGCACGGUCGGUGACGACGAAGACGUCGGGAUGAUUGCGCGCGUCCGGGCCCUCGUGCAGCGCUUCUUGCAGCAAGAGCGCACAAUCAUUUUGGCGGUCGUACCUGCCAACGUGGACAUGCACAACACUGAGAUUUUGCAAGCGUCCAAGGAGGUGGAUCCGGACGGGAUCCGGACGAUGUCGAUCCUCACCAAGCCGGACCUCGUCGACGUUGGCGCGGAGCAGUCCGUGUUGGAUUUGCUAGCGAACCGCACCAAGAAGAAUGCGAGCCACGGCUACCACAUGGUCAAGUGCCGCGGGCAAGACGCGCUCAACAAGGGCGUGUCGAUUGAAGCCGCGCGCAACGAGGAAGCUGCCUACUUUGCAGCGCACUCUGUCUGGCGCACGGUCGACACGCAUCUGCUCGGAGCGAGCCGCCUCGCGACCAAGCUCUCGAAGCUCCUACUCGCGUUUGUCGAGAGCGAGCUGCCCAAGGUGUACGCUGAGAUUGACGCCCAAACCGCCAUCUGCCAGCGCGAGCUUGCAGCGAUGGGGCCGCCAUUGCACACAGUGGGCGCCCGCCGCCAGGCCUACAUGGAGUACGUCCGUAUUGCCAAACAGCAUUUGGACGAUGCGGCCCAUGGGCAGUACAAGGGCGACUUCUUUCGCGAUGGGUCGGACGACAACCGACUGCGGGCACAGCUGCGACGCCUGGAAGGCACUUUCCAAAAAGCCAUUGACAGCGUGUCGACCGUCGACGCCAAAAAGGUUGACAUGGACGAGCGGACGCCACUGGUCGGCGAUUACGUCGAGGUUCGCAAAGGUGAGGACACAUGGCUGGUGCAGAUGAUUACCGACGUCAACUCGAUGCGCCGUGUGAUAACCAACAAGAACUCCUCAUGGUUGAAACGCGGCACCGAGUGGCGCUUCUUGUCGGCCCUCGACACGACGGAGCUCAAGCAGCUCAUGCUCGACAGCCGCGGCGACGAGCUCUCGCUCUUCCUCUCGUACACGACGUUUGCGAACGUGACGGAGCAGCGCUACUUGAGCUUUUGGGAUGCUCCGAUGCAAGCGCUCUUUGAGAGCUACAAGGCGCUGCUCGCCGACGUGACGAGCCGCGCGAUCGCUUCGACGCAAGCGCCCACUGCGGUCCAGCAGCACCUCCAGCGCAUCGCCAACCACGUGCUCAGUGCGUGUGCGGACGCGACCCACACCGCACUCGGCAAGAUUAUGGACAAGGAGAAACGCCCGUACACGCAGAACGACGCGCUGUACCGCGAUUUCAUGACGCUGCGCUUCGCGCCGCUCAUGCAAGGCCUUGACGCACUCUCGGGCAACAACGACGGUGCGAACGUAUCGAUGGGGGCGGUGAAAGCCCUCCUCCAGACGCACGCCGGGGUUGGCUUGGUGACCAACGAGGACGCCCAAGCCACUGACCUCCACCAUGCGAUUGCGGCAUAUUUGCACGUGGCCAAGAAGCGCUUUACCGACAUGGUACCAAUGGAGCUCAACAGCAGUCUGGUCAAGCCGUAUGUGGCGCAACUGGCGCGCCGCUGGGAGACGAUGGACGCAACCGAUGAGAUUCUGGAGCGCAUCCUCUUUGAGAACGACGCUGACGCGCUGCGCCGCGACGAGCUUGGCAACAAACUCGAGGCGCUUCGUCGUGCGAAGGACGACAUUGACAUGCCAUGAGUGCGCUAGGGCGCGACGGCGCCGCACGAAUUUUAAUCAACCAAAGCAC
Molecule: messenger RNA, 2203 nt
Organism: Saprolegnia diclina VS20
Lineage: Eukaryota; Oomycota; Saprolegniomycetes; Saprolegniales; Saprolegniaceae
Exons: 2
Coding region: 1-2154 (717 amino acids)
Cellular component (GO): cytoplasm; membrane; microtubule
Molecular function (GO): GTP binding; microtubule binding; GTPase activity
Source: RefSeq, a predicted model, not a curated record